AUGGAAGAGGAAAAGAAAUUUAUAAAACUCAAAAUGGAAAGAAAAAAAUUAAUACAUAAUAAAUAUAAAUAUGAAAUAAAAAAGGUUAUAAGAAUGGACAAGACAAUUAAUACUUUUAAAAAUGUGACAAAACAAGUUUAUACUUCUUAUAGGAGGAAUAAUAAAAUAAAAAAUUUGAGGGUGAAAAAAAAAUGUGAAAAAAAAGGGAAAAUAUUUAUUAGAAAAAUGAGGAAGAAAAAAAUAUUAAUUAACAUAGAGAAAAAUAUGAUUUUUAAUAAUUUGAUUUUGGAAAUUUACAAAUUUAUACAUUCUAUAUGUUACAUAAUUAAUGAUAAUAUUUUUGGAUGGGAAGUGAAUCAAAAUAGUAGACAACUUAAAGAUGACUCGAUAAGGAACAGCAAAAGUAGAAAAGAAAAAGAGUGUACAUCCAAAAGGGACAAUAAAUUAGAGGGGGAAGAAAAAAACAAAAAUAAUGAAUCAUUGAAUGAGGUAAUUUUGGAAAUUCUUUUUAAAAAUAGUGUUGAAUUAAUUGGGAAGGGAGAAAAUAAUAUGCACAAUAAUAUGCACAAUAAUAUGUACAAUAAUAUGUACAAUAAUAAUAAUAAUUUAUUGAUUAAAAAAAUUGAUAAUAAUUUAUUAUACAUAAUUGAUAAUGAUAUAAUGCUAACAAAAAUAAUGAUGUACUUUGAUUUGGUAGAUAUAUUUAUUUCUUAUUUUUUAUUUAUUUCAAAUUGUGUAAAUAAAGAGCUUAUUUAUUAUGUUAAUAUAUUUAUUAUAAUAAUUGAAAAGUUUAGGAAUAAUUUUUCAUUACUAUCCAAAACAAUAAUUGAAAAUAAAAAUAUUUUUACAAUUUUUUUUUUAUUUUCAAAUAGUAUAAAAAAAAACAUACUUAAUAAUGAGACUAGCAUAUGCAGAUAUCCUGAUUUUGAAAAAAAGACAGAAUGGGAUAGUACCAAUUUAUUUAGUAAAGAAUGUGAAAAAGGGAAUAAAUAUUUCCUUGAUGAUGUAAAGAAGUUUUAUUUGAAUUGGAUGUAUAGUUAUGACAAAGUGGGACAUAACAAGAUUCAAAAUGAGGAUAAACAAGUUACACACAUAUUGAAUGAGGAUGGAAUUUGUAAAGAAGGAAUAAAAAAAAAGUUACUUGAAAAUUUUAAGCAACCAAAUGGUGAGUGUAGGGAAGUAAGUUAUAAUGGGGAAAACAUUACAAAACUGAUAAAUAGCAUAUCUAAUAAGAAUGAUAAUAUGAUUGAAAAGGAGUAUAAUUAUAUAAUAAUAAGUGAGGAGGGAGAAAGUGAUUGUGUUAAUAUGGCAUUAAAUAUUAAUGAAGGAAAUAAAGAGAAUAUAAAAUUUUAUAAAGGUUAUAUAAAAGAACAUAUUUGUAAUUUUUUUGAAAAUAAAUAUAAUUUAAAAAAGUUACAAAGUAAUAAUUAUAGUAAACUUAAAGAAAGUAAUACAAAAAAAAAUACAGUAAAAAAUAAUAUUUCUUUAUUUGAAAAUUAUAAAAAUAUUUUCCAUAAAUUUUUUUAA
Molecule: messenger RNA, 1527 nt
Organism: Plasmodium vinckei vinckei
Lineage: Eukaryota; Apicomplexa; Aconoidasida; Haemosporida; Plasmodiidae
Product: conserved Plasmodium protein, unknown function
Exons: 1
Coding region: 1-1527 (508 amino acids)
Source: RefSeq, a predicted model, not a curated record